AUGGCUAAGCCUCAAGAAAUAGUGCCUUUCUACGCUACACUUCUCGACGCUUGCUCAUCCUCGAAGCACUUAAAGAAUCUAAAACGAAUCCAUGCUCUGACCAUCACCUUAGGCAUUUCACGCAAUGGCUUCAUUCGAAGCAAGCUUGUGUCUUCCUACGCUUGCUGUGCCCAAUUGCACGAAGCCAAUAUCCUUUUCUCCUUCACCACUCGCCAACCCACUUUCCUUUUCAACUCUCUCAUCAGAGCACAUUCGUCUCUUUGCUUGUUCUCUAGAUCCCUUUCCAUCUUUCACCACAUGCUCCUUGCCCACAAGCCCUUUGAUUGUCACACGUUACCCGUGGUGCUCAAGUCUUGCGCUGGUUUAUCGGCUCUUCGGCUUGGGCAACAAGUCCAUGGGGCUGUUCUGGUUAAUGGGUUUUCCCUGGACUUGGCAAAUGCAAAUGCUUUGAUAAACAUGUAUGCUAAAUGUGGACAUUUGGUUAGUGCGCGCAAGGUGUUUGAUAGAAUGUGGCAAAGGAAUGAGAUUACGUUUUCAACCAUGAUGAUGGGCUAUGGAAUGCAUGGGAAGUGCGGGGAGGUGUUCGAGCUGUUUGAUAAAUUGGUGGAGGCAGGGGUGAGACCUGAUGGUCUGACUUUUACUACAGUUCUGAGUGCGUGUAGUCAUGGGGGGUUAAUAGACAAGGGAAGGGAAUAUUUUGAGAUGAUGAAGGUAAGGUUUGGAGUGAAACCUGGGCUUCAACAUUAUACGUGCAUGGUGGAUAUGUUGGGGAGGGUUGGUCAGGUUGAGGAAGCGGAGAAGUUAAUUUGGAGAAUGGAGGUUAAGCCUGACGAAGCUUUGUGGGGUGCCUUGUUGGGAGCCUGUAAAACUCAUGGGAAGGUUGAGGUGGCUGAGAGGGUUUAUGGAAGGGAACCUAGUGUUGCAUCAUCAAUUUAA
Sphenostylis stenocarpa is the source of this 936-nucleotide messenger RNA. The record is from the annotation of a GenBank genome assembly. Lineage: Eukaryota; Viridiplantae; Streptophyta; Magnoliopsida; Fabales; Fabaceae.